Molecule: messenger RNA, 1636 nt
Organism: Malaya genurostris
Lineage: Eukaryota; Metazoa; Arthropoda; Insecta; Diptera; Culicidae
Exons: 2
Coding region: 820-1593 (257 amino acids)
Biological process (GO): regulation of transcription by RNA polymerase II
Cellular component (GO): nucleus
Source: RefSeq, a predicted model, not a curated record
UUAAAUGAAGAAUUCAAUGCUUUGCUGCGUUGAAACGUACUGAUUAGAUUUUAGCAGAUGAAAAAGUAAACAAAGAGAAACAAUUUACUUUUGUGACCUUAUGAAAUGGUUACGUCGACUUGUCAAUUUUUUCCCUUCAUUAACAGUGAACGUUGUUGUUCCUGAAAUCCUAUUUUUUCCAAAUCGAUUCGUGAUCGUGAAAAAUGACUGAUUCAUCGAAAAUAAAGCGUUUUUAUCGGGGCAUAGCCAAUGAUUGUUAUAAGUGUGAAGGUGAUUUUAUAAUUUGUAACAUCGAUUCUACUCGAAACUGUACGCACAAAAAAUUAAAAAGGAGUUAUGAUCCCGGAAAUUUUGUUAAGCAUUUACGAAAUGUGCAUCCGGAAAAGGCUCAUGAAUACGGACUACUGAAGCAAGGAUAUGCACCAGAAAAGAAAAGGAAAAUUCUUAAAACAUCAAUAGCACUCGACAGACAAGCUGUGGUUGAAUCUUUGGUAAAAAUGGUAUCACUUCAUCACUUGCCUCUAUGCGCCGUUGAAUGGGAAGGUUUUCGAGAACUGCUAGAUCCAAUUUGCGAAGCACAUAAAUUUAAAAUCAAUCGAGACAAUAUCUCCCGCCAUAUUGAACAAUGCGCAGUAAAUAUUAGGGAAAAAAUUGCAGCUGAAAUGCAAGGUCGAUUAAUAUGCAUUAAAGUCGACUCUGCGUCCCGAUAUGGCCGUCAUGUAGUGGGCAUAAAUGCGCAAUAUAAUAAAGAUGAUACUGUGAUUAUUAGAACCCUAGGUAAGGCUAUUUUGAUUUGGCCAAAGUAGUAUAAGCAUAUAAAUGAUUUGUUUUGUAGCCAUGAUGGAAGUUAAAUGUCGCCAGACUGGUAAAUUCCUAAAGUCAAAAAUCGAUGAUGUACUGAAGAUGUACGGAGUCGCACAAGAACAACUAUUUAGUGUUACUUGUGACAACGGUGCUAAUAUGAUUGCCGCUGUUCGGGAGAUGCAGAAAGAUGCGGUUGCGUUCAUAGAUGAAGAAGCAGAUGCAGAUGAUGUAUUAUCUGAUCAGUCUAUGUUAGAGUACGAGAAAGAAAUUAGUUUGGUACGUUGUGCAGUGCAUACAAUGCAGUUGGCAGUGCACGACGUUGUUAAAACGUACGAUUCUAGCAUACGUGAAAUUGCUAAAGUAGCCGUAACUUGCCGGCAAAUAAUAUAUAAAAGCUCCUUCGAAAUACAUAAAACUCCAUUGCCACCACUAUUCUCUCGGACCAGAUGGGGAGGAGUUUACAUUAUGCUUGAACAUUUCAAGACACAUGAGCUUUUUUAUAGGGAAAUGGGAAGUUCAUACAACGUACUUGAUCUUGAUUCACAUUGGGAAUUCAUAUGUCAUUAUGUUGAGGCAUUCGAACCCAUUUUUAGGUGCACUAAAGAAAUGCAGUCGAAGCAUGUCAGCUUAUCUUGCUUCUAUAUUCAGUGGCUGAAGGCCAUUAUGGAAGUUAAAAAGAUAGCGUCCAAUGCAUUAACAACAAAAUUAGUAUCUGCUUUAACCGUCAGAUUAAGUGGUUUGAAAACUAGUAUGGUUUUCAAAGCAUGUAUGUGUUGGAUCCCAGAUUAAAUUAUUUGAAUUCAAAUAUUCUGACUGUGGAGGAUAAACUAGA